ACGAAAAUUGACUCGGCGGACAGCCAGCAGGAGCAGAUAAGCCAGCGAAUUACUACGCAACAACACAUGCAAAGCCCGAUUCCGGGAGAGAGUUGGCGCCUGUCAGGUUUUACUCUCUCUCUCUCUCUCUCUCUCUCUCUCUCUCUCUCUCUUGCCUCGGGAUUUCUGAGGAGAUUCCAAUAUCGAUCGAAAUAUCCAGUAACAACGUCUGUCGCAUACAUGACUCGGAACAAAGCUACAAUUCUUUUUUAUUUCCCUCUGCCCAUGGGAGAUGAAGAUUUGAUCGCCGUCGGCAUCUUAAAACCGAGUAAGAAGGUCGGGUCAGCAGCCUAGCGGAAAUGAAUCCUUACGCGAACAAGUCAGCGACAACCCCGCUUGGUGGUUUUCCGAUUGCAGCGACAUGCAGAUGGCGCUAGUGUGAGAGUGGAUGACAGUCUGUUUCUACUUCCAACACAGGCAAGUACUUGUACUUUCUUACUGUACUUUGUUGUUCGAGGGGGAUGGGAUUGAACUAAUUACAAUGCUUGAUG
This is a messenger RNA of Aspergillus uvarum CBS 121591, 530 nucleotides long. RefSeq lists its product as uncharacterized. The record is from RefSeq and is a predicted model, not a curated record. The transcript has 2 exons. NCBI's taxonomy places the organism in Eukaryota, Fungi, Ascomycota, Eurotiomycetes, Eurotiales, Aspergillaceae. Bases 67 to 333 code for a protein of 88 amino acids.